Pseudo-nitzschia multistriata is the source of this 2980-nucleotide messenger RNA. The record is from the annotation of a GenBank genome assembly. NCBI's taxonomy places the organism in Eukaryota, Bacillariophyta, Bacillariophyceae, Bacillariales, Bacillariaceae.
UUGUGAAUAAAUGAAUACGGUACAUUUCAAACMGGAUCUGAACACGGCGAAUUGGAUUUUGGGUGAGACGAGCCAACAACGCAGGAGGAAGACACAAGUUGGUGUGUAAGAMAGGAUAACUUUCAGCAGCUUGUACAACCAAUCUGUAGUAUCUUAUUGUUGCAUUUCUUUAGUGGCCGAGUGUGAACGAAUCGAUCAAUCGAUCACGCCAUCAAUGAUCCAACGAAAAAAACUGACAAAAACGAUGUUAGACGCAACCCGUACCGAGAAAGGCAAAAAGAUCGACACAACGCCACUCAACACCAGAGAAAUACUGAAACAGCUCGUCGCCCAUUUUCGCCAAAAUAUUCACGUCAAAAUUUUUGCAGAGUCGUAUUACUCUAGUUCCGAUGAACGUUCACAAACAGACAUACAAGUGUUGUCCGAAGAUGCAGACGACGUGGAACAACAACAGCUAGAUGAUUCUGCAGCCUCACCGAUAGUCCAAUUCUGGUUAGAUCGAUUGCUAACACUGGAUAAAGCUCCUUGCAACGAUGAAGGAAUUGCAGGUGUGAUUUUAGAAUGGAUUCGUGGGUACGAAGAAUCCGUACGUCCUAUCGUGUUCCAUUCGACAGGUUCCGAUGCAAGYCCUGCGUUCCAUCCCGAUUGCACAUAURUGCUGGAAAACUACGAAUUGAUUUUCUCGAAGAUAUUGUCCAGAUUGGCAACUCUUCCUGAUGAUCCGAAAGGGAUUGGUCUUUCCCUCACCCUCCCGUYGACACCAGUGAUUCCUUCAUUUUCUCUACAACAGCAAACUCUUCAAAGGGCAAUCAAGAUUUUUUCCACCGAUGUGACGCUUCUAACCGUUAGCGCGAGGUAUGAUGUCGAGGGACGCAAURCCAAUGACGACAAAACAAAUGAUCUUCGAAGAAACGUCGCACUACCAACCCUUUUAAAAAUCCUUGCCAACACUCUCGAAACCAUGCGUCUCCUGUUCGCGACCAAAACUGUCGCCAACAAGGCCGUCGGCAACCCAAAAACACGCRACGAAAAAAGCUSUUUGAGCGAUUGCUACGAAUGCCUCCGACGAUGUUCGGUGACGUUGCUUGCAUUCGAAGUUCCAGAAAUAGACGACGAUGAGAGCGUGGUACGAUCGGCUUCGAUCAUGCUAUCGCCGCAUCAGCUGGCGCCAUCUUUAUCGUCMUCGACGUCCUCGGACGAUUGCCAAUCCACAGAYUUAGUGAUUGUGAGACGGAUGUUCCAGCAUGUUGGAUACAAUUGUCCUUGUUCUAUUGAUGUUGACGAUGUUUUUGAUGUAUCGAAAAGCAAAAAUUCAUCGAGCGACUUUACAGACGUACGAAGAUACAUUGACGGUCCACUCGGAAAUGACUCGUCUGCAUACGACGAUGUUGAUGACCAAUAUUGGAAUGAAUUGCAAUCUUCUUUGAAGAAAUCUGUAUCUUUAGCAGGUUGGGUCGAUCCGACUUUGAACAAGAUGACAUUCCCAGUUGUUCGAAGCACUUGGCACACGAUUGCAAACUUACUGAGGGAGGUGUCGAGGGAGGCAAAGAUCCCGUUCCGUGAACAGGACGAAGAGAUUGCUUGUGCAGAUAUUAGCGUUCCAAAAUGCCACCGGCGGCAAGUAGACUUUGUUCUGAGGACGCUAGGUGGUGCUGGUCCGAUGCUUCGGGACACCCGAGCGCAUUUCUUUGGCCGAGAUAUGCACAGCAUGGAAACACUCGUAAAGUUGCGAGCAGACGAAAUUGCCGGAGGCAAUGACUCCUUCGCCCCAUCGGUUUUGGUGCGGAUGGGGCGCAGGGUUACCAAAGCGCCAAAGAAAAGUGGUUUUGAUGAAGCACCUUACGAACAAAUUCCAUCGAGGAUUGCGGCUGCUUUGAAUGCUUUCUAUUUCUUGCUUCUCCCUGGUAUGAGCGGUGGUGUAGACAAACACUGCGAGGAACAGAUACUGAAUGACGUCUUCCCGAUUUGCGCCGCGCUGGUCGAUUCMCAUAGCUCUUUCUGUUGUGUUCUGGGAGCCGCAGGAUUCAUUCGAGUGAUCGAAGUUCUUCAGCCACGAAAGAGGGGCCCGGGUUCGACAUGCACCAAUGAAAAGGCAUGGAUAAACUUUUCAGAKAAUGCGUUGUCWGUUCUCGAUAAGGCUAGUAAGGCAAGUUCUGAUUCCGGGGUCUUGGUUGCAAUUGGUCGAGCGCAGGCAAUAUUACUGGAUGUGAUGGUAUUACAAGAAAACGAGAAAAAAGAGGAAGUUAGAAAGCAAGCAAUAACGGGGGAAACGSGCAACCACUUCCGCCUAAAACGAAGAGCURCAACCAGACAGUGGCUCGCGAAUCUCGAGCGGUCGUUGCACCGUUCCACAGGAACCAAAAGACACUCUUUGGAUUUACUAUUGGGCGGUGUGAUUCCAUCGUUAUCGCAGCAUGCCUUGGAUGAAGAAAAUGGGGCAGAUGGUAUGGAGAUGGGUCGGCUGGGGCUCGCUGCAUUGUUGCCGUUGACCACAAAUAGCAUGGGCUUUACAGAACAACCCGGGGGUGACGUCGUUGGCAGAAAAACGCAAAUGGCUUCGAUGGUGGCCUUGAUCAACCUGAUGUUCGCAGCUCACCCAGUUAUGCCUAGUCACGGAGGAAAGAUCAUGAGUCAUUUGUUGGCAACUGCGGCUGAUUCUGCACCGGGARCCGAUAGAUCUGAUGACGAAAGCCAAAAUUCCACAGGAAAUCUACCGACGAAAGAUUCGAUCAGAAACAUGGCGAUCSUAACAGCCGCCAUUGCCCUUGUUAUUUGUGGACAAAGAUUUGCGGGUGAAGUUUUGGAGUCUAUCGAAAAUCAUCGAGAACAAUACCAACAUGAGUUAGUUGCGGCUGUAUCCGAAGUCCGCAAGCUAGCCCAYYGCUUGACGGCUAGCUCUUAGCUGGUCAGUCGAUAAUCGCAACGAUGCAUUAAGCAAAAGAACAUUUUGACAUUUUUCCAAUAGACUGAACAUCAAUCC